Messenger RNA from Manis javanica (Malayan pangolin), 1783 nucleotides. The record is from RefSeq and is a predicted model, not a curated record. NCBI's taxonomy places the organism in Eukaryota, Metazoa, Chordata, Mammalia, Pholidota, Manidae.
GCGGAGAGCCGGGGGCAGCUUCUCAGGGGGCGUGGCCCCCGGCUGUGGGGUUCUGUCGUGGGGCGGAAACUCCCCAAUUGAGGGAGCGCCGGCGGCCUGAGGGGGCGGAGCCUCCGGCGACGGGGUUGACGAGAGCUGAGAGUGCCCGAACGCCGACCGCCUGCUCUCGGGUGGGGGGCGGGACUUCGGAGUGUAGGAGGCCUACUCAGCUAGAAGGCCCAGUUGCUGAACUUCGGAGCUUGGAAAGGGGCGGGCCAAAUUCCCAGCACGCCGAGGGGGCGUGGUCUCCGCGGGGCCCGGUCCUCGGGUGGGACGCGCUCGCUUUGCGAGAGGCGGUGCCAAAUUUCGCUUCCGUGGGGGCGUGUCUUUGAGGCGCGAAGGCUCAAGGACUGGUGCGGCUUGCUGGCUGGAGCCGAACGCUGAGCGCUGCAUCCGCAGGGCCGGGCGGGGCCCCGGCUCGGUGAGGGUUGGGACCUCGCCUCCGGCGACCCCGGGACCUGGCGGGACCAUCCGGGAGCGCAGCUCGGCACCCAGGGACGGGGCCUGGCUCUCUGGCCGGGAGGAUGCUGGUGGUGGAGGUGGCGAACGGCCGCUCCCUGGUGUGGGGGGCCGAGGCCGUGCAGGCGCUACGGGAGCGCCUGGGCGUGGGGGGCCGCACAGUGGGCGCCCUGCCCCGCGGGCCCCGCCAGAACUCACGCCUGGGCCUUCCGCUGCUGCUCAUGCCCGAAGAGGCGCGGCUCCUGGCCGAGAUCGGCGCUGUGACCCUAGUCAGUGCCCCGCUCCCGGAUCCGCGCCAACACAGCCUGGCUCUGGCAUCCUUCAAGCGCCAGCAAGAGGAGGGCUUCCGAGAGCAAAGCGCCCUGGCAAUUGAGGCCCGGCGGACUCGUCGUCAGGAGCUCCUAGAGAAGAUUGCAGAGGGUCAGGCUGCCAAGAAGCAGAGGCUGGAGCAGGAAUCAGGGACCAGCGAGAGCCAGGAGGACAGCGGGAACCAAGCUGAAGGAGAGAAUGAGGCCAGCACGAGCCAGGCUUCUGGAGAGCACGAGCACGCAGGUGGAGGAUCUGCCUCUCCCCAGCCGGGACCUUCAAAUGGGGUGGCCCCCUUACCCCGGUCCGCUCUGCUUGUCCAGCUGGCCACCGCUAGGCCACGACCCGUCAAGGCUAGGCCCCUGGAUUGGCAUGUUCAGUCCAAGGACUGGCCGCAUGCUGGCUGCCCUGCCCAUGAGCUCCGCUACAGCAUUUACAGAGACCUGUGGGAGCGCGGCUUCUUCCUGAGCGCAGCUGGCAAGUUCGGGGGUGAUUUUCUGGUCUAUCCUGGUGACCCCCUUCGUUUCCACGCCCACUACAUCGCUCAGUGCUGGGCUCCUGGGGACCCCAUCCCACUGCAGGACCUGGUUUCUGCCGGCCGUCUUGGAACCAGCGUCAGAAAGACGCUGCUCCUCUGUUCUCCGCAGCCUGAUGGUAAGGUGGUCUACACUUCCCUGCAGUGGGCCAGUCUGCAGUGAACACCAGAGACCUACAGGGAUGUGGCUGCAUCUGUGGCAAAAGCCUUUCUAGAUGGUCCCAAGCUCAUCUCUGUGUGGGAGGCUAGAACACCCUCCUGCCUCUCUCUCUGGUUAGUUUUUGAUUUCAGAAUUAUAAACACUACAUCCUUAUUAUGUCCCUUUCUGUUUCAAAGCACUUAUUGGCUGUGUUGUUUUCAUAGUUGCCAUAGACUGGGUUUGAUUCAUCUCUGUUUUCUACAGGGCCUAAGUCCCAAGAGGUCUCAAUAAACUUGUCUAAUAAA